Messenger RNA from Symbiodinium sp. CCMP2456, 1674 nucleotides. The record is from the annotation of a GenBank genome assembly. Lineage: Eukaryota; Dinophyceae; Suessiales; Symbiodiniaceae.
AUGGCCGAGCUCAGGUACACCAAGGAUGGUGUGCCGAUAUACGAUGGCACGCCGGAAAUGUUCGUUCCGUAUCGUCGUGCUGCCUUGAUCUAUGUGGAGACAGUGGAGUGGAAGAAGAGAAGCCUGGCAGGGCCCAGGCUCCAAGCAGCCCUUGAAGGGGCCGCCCGCAUGGUGGUGGAGCAUAAAGCACCUGGAUGGAUUUCGCAUGUCAAUGGCGCUUCGCAGUUGCUGGAAUGCUUAAAACAACAGGUGCGGUCGCCCACACUAGCGGAGGCCGGAAGGACGAUGUCUAGGUUCUUCUACGGGAUCAAGCGCAGACGUGGUGAAGGAAUGGCAGCCUGGAUAGUCAGACACGACGAGGCCCUACUGGAGGCCAAGAGGACUCUGGCAGAAACAAUUCAGGAGUAUGGCCCUGGACAGAAAGUGGCAUCGUCGAGGAGUUCUACAUCCUGGCGGACACCCCGCAGGGGUGAGAGUCGAGGGCAAGGUUCUUCGGAGUUAGGCGGAACGCAGCCUGAUGAGGAGUUCGCAGAAACCGCUGACGCAGAGGCGGAGGCCGAGAAUGAGAAUGCCCACGAGACCGAGGAGGUACCAGAGGGGUCCGAGGACAACACCGACUGGUGGGAUCAGGACUGGCAAGGAGGCUGGGAAUCCUGGGACCAGGCAGAACGGUUCCUGCCAGACUUCGUCAUCGCGUGGCUCCUACUACAACGGUCCGGGCUGGAUACCACAGAAAAGAGCGUGAUCGUGGCGAACUUGUGGAACAACUUCUCCACCCAGAAGGUGAAGGAGGCCCUGAAGCUGACAUGGCCCGAUGAGGAGCUUCGGAAAAGGGACUCUGGGAAGAAUGGGGCCAUGUUCGCCACAGAAGAAGAGGCUCUACUGGCAGAUGAAGAGGGCUUCGAGCCAGUGGAGACUCCCAGCUGGGAGGACCCCGAGGAGGGCUACGCGUACCAGGCCUUGGAGGACGACGCGCAGGAGGCUCUGGCGGCACUGGAGGACGCGAGCUCCCGGCCGCCGAUCAAGUGUUUCCGAUGCGGAGGCAAUCACUUGCGCAGAGACUGCCCACAGGCUGCCUCCGGAAACACAGGAGACCAGCGCGUGCACUUCGUGUUCUCGGCCGUUGACGACAAGGCAACUGCGGAGCCAGAUGCCAAAGACGACGACACAGCAGCAACAGAGGCGAGCUUGUUGGCCUUGGACGAGAUCGUGGCCAUCGGCAAGGCCAUCAUAGAUGGAGGCGUCACGAGUAGCCUGGGAUCGGAAGAGGCCUUACAGCAAGUGGCAAUGCUCAACUGGAAGGCUACGGGAAGGGACAGCAUCGAGAUCGUCCCAGAGGAGCGGCCAAGCUUCAGGUUCGGGAACAAUGCACAGCAUACCUGCCUGUCGACGGCGUUGCUCCGCCUGCCAAUCAGCUGCAAGGCUAGCCAUAUGCGUGUGCACAUCCAUGACAUCCCAGGCCAACCAGUGUUGCUGAGUGUGAAGAGUUUGCGAGCCUUAGGAGCAGUGAUAGAUUUCUCCAACGACCAGGCCGUGUUCAAGGCCUUGGACCCAAAGGCGGUGGUGUCUCUUGGACCACCAGCAGUGGACACCAGCUGUUUCCUUUGGCCCAGGACGUGCUUGAAGGGGCUACUCCGCUUGAGCAUCCGUUUAGCUCGUUCCAGCAGUAUGUGA